Molecule: messenger RNA, 556 nt
Organism: Copidosoma floridanum
Lineage: Eukaryota; Metazoa; Arthropoda; Insecta; Hymenoptera; Encyrtidae
Gene: Eh
Product: Eclosion hormone
Biological process (GO): ecdysis, chitin-based cuticle; neuropeptide signaling pathway
Molecular function (GO): ecdysis-triggering hormone activity
Source: RefSeq, a predicted model, not a curated record
GCCUUGCUGCUUGUUGUGUUUCAGUUUCACCAAACUAACGAUUCUUAGCCUCAGUAAGUUCAAAGUAUUGCCGGAUUAUUCAAAUAGUUUUUUUUCCCAACGCGCUAGUGGUAUAGUUUUUUAAAUAAAAGUUAACAAAUUCAAUUCACCGUUUGUGCUUGAGCCAUGAUCUCCACGAAGCGUUUGUUUCUCAUUUUGCUCCUAACUUGCGUGGUUUUCAUCGCAGUUUCAACGGCACAUCCUUCUGUUGGCACGUGUUUUCGCAAUUGCUCGCAGUGCAAAAAGUUCCUGGGGAUAUACUUUGACGUGCAGCUUUGCGACGAAUUUUGCGUCAAAUUCAAGGGAAAAAUGACACCCGACGUCGAAGACGCCGACAGUUUGGCUCCCUUCAUUACGAAUUUAAACGAAGUUCAGUAGCUUAUAGACCAAAUAAGUGCAGAUUUAGUUAAUUAUAGGAUUAUGUUGCGCGUGUUUUUUUUAAAAUCUUUUUUCAAAAGCGCUUGACAAAUGUUUGUUGAGAAACAUGGAUGUACUAAUGAUAGUCAUAAACGAUUUA